Ricinus communis (castor bean) is the source of this 1085-nucleotide messenger RNA. RefSeq lists its product as uncharacterized. The coding region runs from base 166 to 486 and encodes 106 amino acids. Lineage: Eukaryota; Viridiplantae; Streptophyta; Magnoliopsida; Malpighiales; Euphorbiaceae. The record is from RefSeq and is a predicted model, not a curated record. The transcript is spliced from 3 exons.
UUGCAAUUGCAAUAGCACUAGAAAUGACCAUGUCAAGGGCCAGGCUUAGACAAAGAGCCCAAAUCUCAGGACCCGUAAAAUCCAACACGAUUUAGGGGAAAUUAGAAAUUGGGGGUUUAUGAGAGGUUUUAGGGUUCACAAUCAAAGAAAAAAAAAACCCAAAAAAUGGCGACUUUGGGACUUGCAGGAAGAUCCACUUCAACAUUGAUGCGUGCAACAUGGAGAGCAACAACAUCAACAACAACAACAACAACGACAAGAGUAUUUAUAUCAUCUUCAAAUCGCUCGCCGAUUAAUCCCAUUUUAACUCUACGCCAGUCUCGAAUUUCACCUCCUUCUUUAAAUGGAAGCUUUUUACGGAGAGAAUUGAGUUCAUUAUUGCCACUUCAUAGUGUGGUUGCUUCCUCUCGCCUUGUUUCUAAGCUUCCCAGUGAAGCCAGCACCUCCGCCGAAGGUAGAUUUGCUAAUUAUCUCAGUCCCAUCUAGUACUGGGUGCUUGCAGCUGCGAAGGGUUUUCCUUUAUCAUAUUUGAACUUGAUAAGUUUUCUACAGAUAUUGGAAUCACCUUCCGAGAUCAGUUCCCAAACAUUUUGUUUACCUGUCUUUAAGUUAGUAGCCAGUCUGGAGUUAUCUAAUGAAAUUAUCAUACUCUACCUUGUUGCGAAUUUGGUUCCUAAUGAGCGGAAAGGUGAUUAUUGUUUUGUAUGUCGAAUCAUCUGAGAAAUAAAUUGGGAUGAAAAGAUGGUAACGACUAACAUAAUUGUGGUGCCACUCAGUGUAUCUAAUUAAUGCCCUAUUAUGUAUUUUCAGGAUUAGAAAUCACUAAAAUUUACAUGCCUGAAUUUCUUGUAAAUUUUAUUCUGAAUCAAUUUUCGGAAACCAAAAAUAUUAUUUUCCAUAAGAUCUUCCUGUAAGAGAUCUAUUUAGCUGUUGGAAAUUUACAGCUUCAAUAUUCUUGUAAGAUGUUUUUAUUUAACAAUUUUAGACAUCAGGAAUGUGAUUUCUUGGAUGAUAAUUGUCUGGAAAUAUGAGGCUAGAAGCCUUUGACAUAUUCACAUGACAUCAAAUAUGCUCCAAUCAUAUUA